Messenger RNA from Diachasmimorpha longicaudata, 743 nucleotides. RefSeq lists its product as uncharacterized. Lineage: Eukaryota; Metazoa; Arthropoda; Insecta; Hymenoptera; Braconidae. Bases 120 to 584 code for a protein of 154 amino acids. The transcript has 4 exons. The record is from RefSeq and is a predicted model, not a curated record.
UAAUUUGUCGUGGCCUGUUUUUUAGCCGCUUCACGGAACAAUAACAGGUCUGACGUUCAUCACUAUUGUUGGCGAAUUUAACGAAGCAACAAUUCAACAAACAAAAUACUAAAAACACCAUGAAUUUGUUAUUAUUCGCCGCUGUCACUGCUGUCGCCCUUCAUCAGAUGUCGGCGUGCGAAUUUCGAACCGGGAGUUUAUACUCCCCCGGUGACCGAUUCCACGAAAAACAAGACAAAAAGGCUAAAACGUGGAGUAUUGAGCUAGAGGAAGAUUUGAGUGAAUUACAGUUGAAGAUGACUUAUAAUGAUGGCCGUGUAUGGACCAAUAACAAAAUCAAUGGGGUGCUCUUGUGCGACGAGGAUGAGAAUGCUGAGCCUUUCAAAAAAAUGCUCUACACCAGUAUAGGGAUUGAUUCUUGUGACUUUCCCCAGGGAAAAUAUGAAGCUGACGAGGUCAACGAAUAUCCCGACGACGUGUGUUCCAAAGUAUCGGAAGUAACCGAGGAAAACGAUAGCGUGAUAUAUUUGACGGUCAUGAAAGACGACGAUGAACUUUUGCAUGUUCGCGUGCAUAAAGAAUGAGCAUCUGCCAAAAUCCUUGGCUCUAACUAAUUAAUAAUUGUCCAAUAAUAAUUCAUUCCUGAUUUUAUUAUUUAUUUAUGUUAUUGCAGUUCUUCUAGCGGCUUAUCAAGAAUCUUGAAUUGUUGAAAAAAUAAAUAAAAAUAAGAUUGUCUGACCACA